Priapulus caudatus is the source of this 770-nucleotide messenger RNA. Its product is annotated as muscle cell intermediate filament protein OV71-like. The transcript is spliced from 7 exons. Bases 45 to 755 code for a protein of 236 amino acids. Lineage: Eukaryota; Metazoa; Priapulida; Priapulimorpha; Priapulimorphida; Priapulidae. The record is from RefSeq and is a predicted model, not a curated record.
GGCCAGCCGGACACGAGAACUGUGACCGCUCCAAGCUGGCUGAGAUGAUAGACGUGACGUCACGCAAGACUAGCGACAAGCAGGGGGCGCAGGAGGAAGCGAAGCGCGUCCGCUUACGUGUCAGUGACGUCAGCUCCGAGAUCAUGCGCCUGAAGGCAGAGAACGGCGGCCUCGAGGCGCGCGUGCACGAACUGGAGCAGCAGGUGGCGCAGGAGACGAAGGUCCACCAGGGACGGCUGGCACAGAGGGACGCAGAACUGGAGGCAAUGCAGCAGAAGAUGGCAGCACAGCUGUACGAACUGAAAGAACUGAUGGACAUGAAGUUGAGACUGGAUGCGGAGAUUGCUGCUUACCGGAGACUGCUGGAGGGAGAGGAGAGCAGACUCGUUCAGCAAGCAUCAUCACAGCAGGAGCAUAUGCAGCAGGCACAGGUCACACCAGCCCGUUACCCAGGUGGCGCUGCCGGCGGCGGGAUGAAGAUUAUCUCGAGUCAGUCGAGUUCUAAGUCGUCGUUCCAAAAGUCGUCGAAGGGACCGGUGACCUUUGCAGAGGUCAGCGCAGAAGGCAAGUUCAUCACGCUCGAGAACACGAGCAAGCUGAAAGACAUCAACGUCGAGGGUUGGAAGGUUCGGCGCGUCAUUGACAACGCCGUCGAGAAGGCGUUCGUCUUUCCUCCUCACUUCAUCCUGAAGGCUGGCAGAACCGUGAAGAUCUGGGCGAACGGUGCGCGGUCCCUACCGCCCCGUUGGAACUAGUGUUGACGACAGCGA